This is a messenger RNA of Strongylocentrotus purpuratus (purple sea urchin), 5094 nucleotides long. RefSeq names its product GTP-binding protein Rab1. The transcript is spliced from 7 exons. Gene Ontology annotation, molecular function: GTPase activity; GTP binding. The record is from RefSeq and is a predicted model, not a curated record. Lineage: Eukaryota; Metazoa; Echinodermata; Echinoidea; Camarodonta; Strongylocentrotidae. The coding region runs from base 185 to 805 and encodes 206 amino acids.
GCUGAACGCACGUACGUACGGACAAUUUGUGUACAAAAUGAAUGUGAAAAUCGCGUAAUGUACAGGCAGCCAUAUUGAAACUUCCUCGAUUGAAAAAGCCGGUGUAAUCACAAUUAUUCAGUUAUUUAUUUCCAUCUUAAGUGUAAUUGAAAAGCUUUUCUAACAUACGUGGAUCUACCCUGCCAUGUCCACAAUGAAUCCGGAGUAUGACUACCUGUUCAAACUUCUUUUAAUUGGCGAUUCAGGUGUUGGCAAAUCAUGUCUUCUCUUAAGAUUUGCAGAUGAUACAUACACAGAAAGCUACAUCAGUACAAUUGGAGUAGAUUUUAAAAUACGAACCAUUGAGCUAGAUGGCAAAGUAAUCAAACUUCAAAUAUGGGACACAGCAGGCCAAGAAAGGUUCAGAACGAUCACAUCAAGUUACUACAGGGGAGCACAUGGAAUCAUAGUAGUAUACGACGUCACAGACCAGGAAUCAUUCAACAAUGUCAAACAAUGGCUACAAGAAAUUGACCGAUAUGCAUCAGAAAACGUCAACAAACUACUGGUAGGCAACAAAUGUGAUCUAACAACAAAGAAAGUUGUAGACUACACGACAGCAAAGGAAUAUGCAGACCAACUUGAGAUCCCCUUCCUAGAGACUAGCGCAAAGAACGCCACCAAUGUGGAGCAAGCUUUCAUGACGAUGGCUGCUGAGAUCAAGAACAGGAUGGGACCGGGCAGCGUACCAUCAGGCAGCUCACAUGAUAAGAUUAAUCCUAGCACCACGCCAGUCAAACCCAGUGGAUCCGGAUGUUGUUCUUAAUAAAUCUCGCAGUAUUUUAUUUUUUCUUUUAAAUUAGCUUAUAACACAGGUUAUAAUUAUUUUGUGUCCUCUUGGGGCAGGCAGUAAUAAUGAUUAAAAUCCUGAUAGAUUUAAUAUCUCACAAAUUAAUUUUUUUAUUCUGUUAUUUUUUAUUUAUACCAAUUCUUUUGUCGACAAAUCUGAACAGAAUCCUAGGAUUGAUUCAAUUGGCACAUUUCAAAUAAUUGCUUUACCCAGGCUCCACUUCUCUGUCAAGGGAUGCAUGAUUAUGUGUUUUCCAUAAAUGCAAGUGCUAGCAUUGGCAGAAAAUCAAGUUAUAUCAAGGCAUAUAUAUACCAUCCUAUGUCAUGUAUACAAUCUUGGAGUAUGCAGCCAGCUGGGAUCGAUUACCAACAGGAACACAGUAAGCUAAAUGGAAAGUCACCAUCGCUUGGGUGUAAAAUUUGAGGAAAUAAAUGAACAUUGUGAACGAUCAGACUGGUUUUCUGUUCUUACAUGGUAGACAUGGAUCUUGCGUUUUUUUCUUGUAAAGACCAGCCCCUGAUCUUUGUUUCCCCAAAGACACCCUUGGUUCCCCCAAAGAUCUGUUUCAGACUGGUGGUUGGAAAGUCCAUUCGCUUGCUUAUUAUGAUGGUUGAUUUUAUUAUGAUGGUUGAUUUCAGUUUUGCCUCCAUGGGUCAUUGAUAUCCCCUAUGGGUUGCCAAAGCAAAUCAUUUGUAGUCUCGUGGCAACUUAUUAUCAGUUUCAUGUGCCAGGAACUGGGUUGUCUGCUUUUUCUCUGCUUUUAAAGAAAAAUGGGCUCCAUGAUGUAUUAGAAAAUACACAAAAGAAAAAAAAAUAUACAUGUGUUGUAAAUGUAAUUAUGAUGAACUGUGGACGCUACAAAAAAAAACAGUCACCUAGACAUGUGCACAUCAGCAUAUUUGUAUAAAUACACUUUAUUAUAUAUAUACUUAUACCAGUAAUUAAUUAUCAAUCAUUGCUUUUUUGUUCAUCUUUUUAGUCUUUGCUUCAAUGACAUAUUUUGGAUAUAUUUGUACCAUUCCAUGAUGAAGAUAAUAUUUGUUGUUUUUUGGAAGCAUGUGGCCUAACUCUGUUUUUUUUUCUUUCUUCUAAUUAUAAUCUCUCUGUCUUAUUUGUUUGAAUUGCUAGUUGAUGUAGAGUUAACUUGUACCAAUAUUGGUCAUAUUUUAGUCUAGGGUGACAUCUACACUGUAUUUUAAAACCAGAUUAACAUUGCAAAUGAUUUAGGGGGACUUGACUAAUGACUUGAAUAUCUGUUUCUGCUCGUCAGGCAGUGUUUAACCCAUUGAAGAAGGAAAACCAAAACAAAAUAGCUGCGGAAAUCAUAGGGUUAGACCCAUUAAAAAUGAGCCUCUUCUUGAAAUGAUAUUUUCAAUGAAUGUGAAGGAUGUUUUAUACUGUGGCUGUGUAGCCCUUGGUAAAGAAUUGUAAACAGCUGUCGCACAUAUCACACAGUGUUGGUAGAUAAAUGCUGGAAUCUUCACAGGACAACUUUAUGAGUUUUUCAGUUUAGAGCAUGAAUUAAAAAAUAGUUAUCGUCCAUGCUUCACAAAUUUGGUUAAUGUAAUGUACACAUCACUUCAUGUGUAUGUGUUUAUGUUAAAGGGACUAUUUUGUAUUUUCUGUAGGCCACUGUGAUUAGGUUUGCUAACCCGAGUCAAAUGCAUUAUUAAUUUUGUGUUUUGAGAAUGUACAGAUUAUGCUCAAAGACCAAAACUGUUUCAAAGCUAACACAUAUUUAUAUCAAAAAAGCAGUCGGUCUUCAUUAUCUUUCCUUCUGUAUCGCAACAAGAGUCAAAAUUAAAUAGAUUAUAGAAUAUUUCACAUUGUAUUGUGCUAUGUUUUCCAAGUUCACACUGUACAGAUGAUUGAAUGAGAUGCUUUAUACAAGGUUGUGUAUGAAUGGAAGGAUAGAUAUGCCAAGUGAUUUUAAUUUAUCAGUAAAGAGUAGAUUUAUAUUUGUAUCUCUCUUUGUUCUUUUUUAAAGAUAGAAUUAUUGCUUCUUUUUUUGUCUAUCUAUGUGGAAGUCCUUUUUUUCUUUUUCUUCUUCAUAGAUAAGCAGAGGAAUUUGAUACUUAACCAUUAGACAGCUUGUUACAUAUGGGUGAAGGACGUGUAGCCCUCGUGUCUGUCUGUCUGUCUGUGGACAUAUCAUACUUGCUUCAUCUUUUGUGUGUUGAACUAUUUAAUAUAGCUGUUAUCUCAGAAUAUUACAAUUUGAACACAGUCUGCAUUAAAGCAUGCGCAGUAUGUUUGCUUGUAAGCUUCUGGUCUGAUGGGGUCGUUUCAACUUCUGGGUUUCCAUUAUAAGAAGAUUCAUAUGGUUGAAUGCACAACAAGGUACUCUGUCCCAAAUGCAACCCUCAAAUUAUCCUUGUUUAUUGUUGGGAGGGGCUACUUGCAGGCCCACAAGGGCCAUUUCAGUGGUUAGGGGUACAAUCUCUCCCAAGCCCUUGUGUAUGAAUGUUGCCUAACUGUCGAAAGCAUUGGUGACAAUGAAUGUUCGACUCUUUCCUAUGAUCCAUUUCCCUUUGUCACAUGCUCUUGAUCAACCAAUUCAGUUAAUUUACAAUUUUGUUUCCUUACUCAAGAAAAAAAUUCACCAUUAAUAAUUUAGAUGAAUGCCCUUACUAAGAUGUACAGAAAUGUGAAAACUAACCAAUGUGGGCUUCCAAAUCUGUGAUAUUGGCAGCUAUGCUUUUAGUAUAUAAUUCCUGGUUAAUCCAUUCAUUUGUCCCCUUCUUUAUUUCUUGUACCAUUCGAUCGAUAAGUUUGAAACUUUGAAUUCAGAAAUAAUGCGAUACACCCUUCUUCUUGAUUACCAAGCAAUUGUGAAGGGGGGGGGGGGGGGGUUGGCAUGGUAAAAUAUAAAAACUGUAUAAUUCUGUAUUUUUCCCUUUACAUUUGAAGGAUCCCCUAACAUACUACGUAUGAUUUGGUCACUUUCAGAAAUCAUCUUUUGGUGUUGAGCUGGAAAUAUGGGGAAAAAAUACUGGCAUGUGUAAUUUUUUCGAAAUCACAUAUGUAUAUUAUGAGAACAUGAUGUUCUGAUGAACUUAGUUCCAUAGGUUUUUAAAUCUUAUUGAAAAACACUUCAAUAGGAGCAAUAGUUACCGGUAGUCAACAUAGUGUAGGGCAGCUGACUCCUUCACUGAUAAAACAAAACACAACAAGGGAGCAUUUUUCAAAGUUUAGAGAUUGAUGGAAUGAGUCUAAUGUAAUUGUCAUAUUUCUGCCCUGAAUUUGUAUCCAUACAAAUGAUUUUUCCUUCCUUGUUAUGUUAGUUAUCCCCAAUCGACUCCGUAAGCCCUGUGAAAGUGAUUCAAGUUGUAUACCUGCAGAUUGUAUUUGUGUACAAUAACCGCUUUUAUCACAUGACUUUCCUACUAUAUAUACUGUUAAUAUAUAUAACAUGAUAUAGAUGAUUAUUUACUGCAUUUGUGUAAUAGUAGUCAUAGUUUAUAUUCCAUAAUUUGCCACAAAUUGUGAUGAUACAUGUAGAUUUCUGGACAUAGAUUUUCUUGUCUUUUUUAAAGCUAUGAUUUCCCUGAAUACACUUAACGUAGAUAGAAUUCUUGUAUGAGCGUUUGAUAGGGAUACAUGUAUUUAAUAGGCAACCUGUUUUUUGUUGGUUCAGUACAGCUAUAUGUGUGGACAAGUCGGUCACAUUAUCACCAUGCGUGCACCAGAAUUGCUGGCUUUUAGUUUUAUUCUGUGUGUUAAUGGAUUUGUAUAAUAGAGAGAUAAAAGAGUACAGAGUCACAGGAACUUUCCAGAUUUAUACCAAAAUGUAGGAUGAAUAUAUAGCUUAUGAAUUGAAAGUCAGCAAUUCUGAGUAAUGUGUACUGACAAGUGUGUUAUUUUUUUCUUUUCAUCCGGGGAAUUUUACUCUGGUGUUUUUUUUGUUUGUUGAUUAUUAACACUACUAUGUCAAUUAUAUCUGUACAGACUUGUUCUCUGCAUUUGCAUAAAAAUUGUCAAAAAUUGCUUCAUUAUGAUGAACAUUUUUCCAGAAAAAAAAUGUGUAGUGUACUGAUUUAUAAUGUUAUAUGUAUGUAAGGUCUCUUAAUAACAGGUUUGGAAACUUUAAAAUGAAGUGUUGGAGAUAACAAAAUGGUAGAUUUUUUGAUGGAGAAGUAAAGAUGAAGAAUAGAUCUUGAAGUUGUCAUGUGACAUCAUCCAUCCAGUACAAGCUGCUGAUGUAAUUAUGGCUGUUUAUUUCCAGGAUAACAGAAAUAAACGCAACACAUGAUGUGGCAUCUCGA